AUGGGGCCGCGGCAGGGGUUUGUCCCCUCCUCGGCUACCGUAGAGGAAGUCGCGCCGACCUGUAUCUGGGGUUUCGGUGUCCCCGCCUUCCCGGGGGUCCGGGGUGACAUUGCACCGCGCCCCUCACGGGGUCGCGUCGCCACCCCACGCGGACUCCCUGGCUGGCGUGCUUCAUCCCUUCGCCUCUCUUGGCCGGGCCCCCACCUCGCCCCCAGCUGCCCAGCCAUGGGGGCCGCAGUGUUUUUCGGAUGCACUUUCGUCGCUUUCGGCCCGGCCUUUGCGCUUUUCUUGAUCACUGUGGCAGGAGACCCGCUUCGCGUCAUCAUCUUGGUCGCCGGGGCAUUUUUCUGGCUGGUCUCCUUGCUCUUGGCCUCUGUGGUCUGGUUCAUCUUGGUCCAUGUGACCGACCGGUCAGAUGCCCGACUCCAGUAUGGCCUCCUGAUUUUUGGUGCUGCAGUCUCUGUCCUUCUACAGGAGGUGUUCCGCUUUGCCUACUACAAGCUGCUUAAGAAGGCAGAUGAGGGGUUAGCAUCGCUGAGUGAGGACGGAAGAUCACCCAUCUCCAUCCGCCAGAUGGCCUAUGUUUCUGGUCUUUCCUUCGGUAUCAUCAGUGGUGUCUUCUCUGUUAUCAAUAUUUUGGCCGAUGCACUUGGGCCAGGUGUGGUUGGGAUCCAUGGAGACUCACCCUAUUACUUCUUGACUUCAGCCUUUCUGACAGCAGCCAUUAUCCUGCUCCAUACCUUUUGGGGAGUUGUGUUCUUUGAUGCCUGUGAGAGGAGACGGUACUGGGCUUUGGGCCUGGUGGUUGGGAGUCACCUACUGACAUCGGGACUGACAUUCCUGAACCCCUGGUACGAGGCCAGCCUGCUGCCCAUCUAUGCAGUCACUGUUUCCAUGGGGCUCUGGGCCUUCAUCACAGCUGGAGGGUCCUUCCGAAGUAUCCAGCGCAGUCUCUCGUGCCGACGGCAGGAGGACAGUCGGGUGAUGGUGUAUUCUGCCCUGCGCAUCCCACCCGAGGACUGAGGGAACCUUGGGGGGGACCCCUGGGCCUGGGGUGCCCUCCUGAUCUCCUCGCCCUGUAUUUCUCCAUCUCCUGUUCUGGACAGUGCAGGUUGCCAAGAAAAGGGACCUAGUUUAGCCAUUGCUGUGGAGAUGAAGUCAAUUGGAGGCUCAAGGGUAGACGAGCUCUGAGUUUCCCAGUACCCCCUCCCUAGACUGGAUAUCUUAGUGUUUUUCUCAGGUCUGAGGGGAACCAUUUCUGGUGUGAUAAAGACCCCCAAAUUGCCUUUUUUUUUUUUUUGAAGUGGGAGGAGGGAAGAAGUAUGUGUUAAUUCUUCUCCUAACCUCCUUGGACUAUAUUUUCCCUCCUCAAAUUGCUCCUUAUGGCUGGGCGUAUAUCUAUCCAGCUUUCCCCUUGGUCCCAGGCUUUGGGGGAAAGGAAGGAAGUGCAUGUUUGGGAACUGGUAUUACUGGAACUAAUGUUUCAACCUCCUUGACCACCAGCAUCCCUCCUCUCCCCAAGGUGAACUGGAGGGUGCUGCGGGGAGCUGGCCCACUCCAGAGCUGCAGUGCCACUGGGGGAGUCAGCCUACCGUGACAUCGCAGGGAAGGAGGGCAGAUUUUUUUUCUAGUUUUUAAUUAGGGGGUGUGGGGGGGCGGGGAGGUUUUCUAUAAACUGUAUCAUUUUCUGCUGAGGAUGGCAUAUCCCAUCCUUUUAAUCAAGGUGAUUGUGAUUUUGACCAAUAAAAAGGACUUUAUAA
Messenger RNA from Mesoplodon densirostris (Blainville's beaked whale), 1760 nucleotides. RefSeq names its product aph-1 homolog A, gamma-secretase subunit (gene APH1A). Bases 1 to 1023 code for a protein of 340 amino acids. Lineage: Eukaryota; Metazoa; Chordata; Mammalia; Artiodactyla; Ziphiidae. Gene Ontology annotation, molecular function: protein-macromolecule adaptor activity. The transcript has 7 exons. Gene Ontology annotation, cellular component: membrane; gamma-secretase complex; endoplasmic reticulum. The record is from RefSeq and is a predicted model, not a curated record. Gene Ontology annotation, biological process: Notch receptor processing; Notch signaling pathway; protein processing.